UAAUAGUGCAAUGCAAGAAACUUUCUACUCAAUCACACAUUCCAAAAUUAAGGGAGUCAUUUUGGACAGACUUGGCAAGAGCACGCCCAUAGUCAUCAAGACCCUUGCUUCAGGAUACCAAAGAUGGAUGAUGCAGGAGAUGUGGUGUUUCAACAAAAUGAAAUCAAUGGCAACUAUGCCAUUCCUCACCACCCUUGCCAAUCCUACGGUGAAGAUGAAGUAGAUUCCUCCAGGGUGCUGCUACCUAGAUGUGAGGAUGAAGCCGAUGGCACUUCCUUGAAGACUUUAUCUUGCCCCAUUAUCUCCAACCAUGACAGGCAAGGGAAGACCAGAAAUGAUGAUGAUGAUGGCUACUGUUCUCAAGAUCAGAUGCAUGCUUUGAUAACUGACUCCGAGAAGCACAGGUUUGCCACUGUUCCUGAAGACGAAGAAUCUGCUUUGAACAACAAUAUCUUCUCCUCUUUGGACCCGAACUUCCCAGGAGAUGCCACUGGGAAAGUACUUGGUGUAACCAUGCCUCCAAAUUACAUUGUGAGAUCAAACGAAAGGAGGACUUCUUUUAGUCCAAAUAAAAAUGUAAAUUGCCAGCAGCGGCUUGACAAUGCAAGAAGUCAUGUUGGUGUUCAGGUUAGAGCGAUGGGAUCAAGACUUUCCUUGGAGGACAGCGAACCUAAAAACACAAAUACUUCAUACUUGCCUUAUUCAGAGUCAGUAGUAAAUGAUAGCUUGGUCGAACGUUGUAGGAAGGUUACCUCUCCAGGAAGUGGGUAUGAUCAGAAGACAUCAAGAGGCUUGAAAAGGAAGUGCGAUGAUGAAGCCGUGGAACCUUCAGAUGAGGCAGGUGUUUCCUUAUCUCCUCGAAAACGUAAAGAAAGAGAUGAAGACGAUGGUGGUGGGGAUAUGACAUCUACUUCGUCGGCUGAACCAGAUACCAAGAAGUUGAGAACAGCAUCAGUUGUGCCAAGACAAUAUCCACAAGCUCCUCAGAUGAGGCAGGAGCCCAGAUUGAAGAACUCCUACGACAUCCAAGGCCAGGCCAACUGGGUGGUGGAGCAACCGCAACACUGCACCUUUCAUAUAUACCAACAUCAAGGCUCAUCAUCAGGGGGCCCUCCUCAACAGCAUCCAGUGGAGUGGGCAGGAAUGAACAUUCGUCAAGUGCAAGAUGAGGAUCUCAAAGCAGCAUUUGAGGCAUCGUCGAAGGCUAUCUCGGUGGCUUUCACCUGGAAGAGAUUCGCCCGGAAACUCCCCGUCUCCCGGAGCCCCUCCCUGGAGAAGGAGCUGAGCUCCCUUGAAUCGUGUGCUGGAUCCAAUCAGGACAAGGCCAUGGCUGUGCUACUUCGAUGGUGGAGGGAAGAGAACGGAUGCCGGUGCGAUGACGAGGUGAAGGCCAGGCUGAGGGAAGGACUGGAGGAUUGCGGAUUGAAACGAGUGGUCAAGGAUCUAGAUCGCAUCUUCAAGAAAGGUGGACAGUAACGUGCGGUAGGGUCACUGGUCACUGAACUUCAAUCCUUCCAUGGUCUCAUCUUAUAAGCUAUAGAUUGAAGGUGCAAUUUAGUUCCGAUCAUGUGAUCUUCAUGUUGAAAAUGUUUCGAAGCAUUGGAAAAGUUAGAUUAUUUAAACAUAAAUUCAGGUGUCUUGUAUGAGAAUUUGAGGCUUAUUUAGAAGGUCAGUACUUAUGCAGUCUCCUGAAAAGGGUAAUGGCAUUUAGUUUACGGAAAUCGGUGUGCAGGGCCACACAUGAAGCUGGUAGAAACGUGCAACCCAAAUUUCAAGUCAUCAUUCUAAAUGUGUGGGCAUUCGAGGAUGUCCUCUUCUACUAUGCAGAAUAUCCUUUUAUUCUUUUGAAAUGAUGUGAAAAGAAUGAAAAACUCGGAUCACAUUUCUCAGAAAUGAACUUCAUUUGAAAUGAUUUGUGAUUUGGUUCAUCAGUCUUUCAUGACCUACAUGCACCUAUUCAAAGAAUGAGCUUAUUUUGAAAUAUUCAAAUUCAAAUUUAAUUAUUUCACUUCCAUCAAACAAAAACAAAUUGUAUACCAUAUAUAAACAUAAAUAUUUAAUGUCUUCCAAAUAGCAAUUGAUUUACCAGGAUGAUUGACUAAAAAAAUUUGAAAUACAAAAAAGGCUAAUAAAUCCAUGUCAAAGUGUUACGAAUUUGUAAUAUUGUGCCAUAAAUGGUUUUUAUCAACGGCUAAUUUGCUAGAGUGUUUUAUUAUUCUUGCAUAAAAUCAUAAGAAUUUUUGAGAAUUCAUACUGCAAAGGCAAGCAAAUUUUUCUUUUUAUGUAAAUUCAAAUUCUCCGGUAAAGGUUUAAUAGCUCUUUCUAGUUAGUGCAAAUUGAAACAACAAUCUGCCCAAAGUUUGAUGACAUCACGCAUUUUAACUCAUGAUGCACUGGCGGAUCGGGGGGGGGGGGGGGGGGGGGGGGAGGGGCAAAGCCGGCCCGUGCCCCCCUUUUGAGAGGCACAAUUAAAAUUUGAAAUGUGAAAAUGCUGUUAAAACAGAAGUGUGCCCCCCCCCUUUGAAAGUGAACGAAAUGCCCUUAAUUUCUUGUUAAAAACUUUUUUUUUUGCUUGUCAAAUUUUUUCUCGUGAAAAUGUGCCCCCCCCCCCCCCCCUUUUGGAAAAUCCUGGAUCCACCCCUGUCAUGAUUUAAUAAUAAAAUUACAUUAUCGAUCAUAUGACAGGAGGCAUGAUAUAAUAAAAUCAUUAUGAUGUCAUUAAUUGGUCUGCACAACGUUGUACUCUAUUUUAGACUCGAAAGCAUAUUAUGCACAUCUAGUAGCAUAAAUGGUAAGAUUUGACCAAUCAUAACUAAACACUAAAGAAUGUUGCUGGGUUUUUGUAUCUGU
Molecule: messenger RNA, 2850 nt
Organism: Lytechinus pictus (painted urchin)
Lineage: Eukaryota; Metazoa; Echinodermata; Echinoidea; Temnopleuroida; Toxopneustidae
Exons: 5
Coding region: 124-1476 (450 amino acids)
Biological process (GO): signal transduction
Molecular function (GO): protein binding
Source: RefSeq, a predicted model, not a curated record